AUUAUUAUAGCAAACAUUAUAGCGAAAAAUAUUGUGAAUCAACAAAAGAUUUUGUGAAAUUUGUGAAUAAUAUUCGAUUAUUACGAAAUUACUCAAAUUACGCUUCAUAGUACGGUUUUUAAAUGCCGUCAAUGUUUAAAUCCAUACUGUGCAUACUAUGCUAAGGUGGAAAACCUGCUACAAAAAUGAAGUUUCAGUUCCUAAUGAUGAUUCAAUCCGUGCCCUGGCUUUUGGUCUUCGUAUGCUCCAGUCAGCUGGCUAGGGCAGGGGACAUAGUGGACAUUACGGACACCGUCUUCGGUUCGAUGACCGACACAAUUCCCGUGGCGUACGGGGAUUUCAAUUCCGACGAACUGUUCGACAUGUUUGUGCUGCGAAACAAUUUCCGGACGAUCCAGAUCCUGUUUGGCAGUGACGAUAAACCGCUACUCCAGCCCGGGCCAAAGUGCGAUUACACAAACUUUCACAUCACCAGCGUCGUUCCGGGCGAUUUCGAUGGGGACGCUUACAUGGAUGUGAUGUUUACUGUACAAGGGGAAGGGGACAAUCAGUCGGUCUAUAUAAACUGGGGCGGAUCGGAAUAUAUGAACUGCACCAGGGAGGAUGAGGAACCGCUAAUAGUUAUGAAGGGGCAACCGUUGGCGCUGGAUUACGAUAAGGACUUUAUCAUUGAUUUGUUUGGAAUGGACACGAAAGGCGUGCGGAAGUUCUGGAUUUUCAAGAAGCCCAAAGAUGGAAAAAGGAGAUUACCAGAUACUUUCCCAAUGGAUGGGAGACAUGGUACCCCACUGAAAGUUCCUCAUUCUCAUGCCAUCGUUGAUCUCGACAAGGAUUUCACGGCGGAUUUAAUUCUCACAACCGAACAAGGUUAUGAGGUGUGGAAGGGAACGGAUACAGAGAAAGAGUUCUUCUAUCUUCAUAAAUUAGACUUCCCUGUCGGAAAUUAUGAUGCACACAUUGGCCAGUCGAUAUUUUUAGACGCAGAACUGGAUGGCAAUUUGCUGCAGAUUGUUCCUAUAUGCUUCAACAAGAAUUGCAUGAAUUCUAGCAUUUUAGUCUACCACGGGAAUCAUUUUCAUGAUCUGCAGAUUGAUUUUAAGGAUGAUCAUAAUGACGUUUGGGGCUUUGUUGUUCCGGAUAGGACGAAUUGGGCGAACCAGGUGAUAACGCUCCGAGGAGGAGAUUUCAAUUUAGACGGAUAUCCGGACCUUCUGGCGACUCUGUCCAAAUCGUCCGGUCAGUUUCAAACAUUUCUGCUGGAGAAUGUACCUUGCGAAAAGUUGGCUUGCAAUCACAUGAAGCGAACUUUCGUUGUACGUUGGAAGGCUCUGGCUCCCUUCACGAACGGAACAAUAAUGGGUUCGUUCUAUGAUUUCUACAAUAAUGGAAUUUUGGACGUCAUUUUUGUGGAAAAUGUGGGCAACACUACUCGUCCCGUUGCGUUUCGGAACUCUCUCGAUUACGAUGCCAACUUCGUGAAGGUGAUCGUUUUGACCGGUUUGACGAAUCAGCGAGGGCCAAAAAAACUCACACCCCUGGGACGGAAAAAACGAACCUACGGCACAAACCUCCCCGGUCCGCGUAUUGAAUACAACACAACAACCCAGGAUGGCGAUCCGCAGCAUGGUGCGUCGGCGCAGCUCCCGCAAUCCGCCUACUUUUCGCUCCACUUGCCCUACACAACGUUCGGUUUGGGUCGCACUCCGAAUUUUGUCGACUCGCUGACCGUCGGCCUAUCCAACCAUUCCCGCACUUGGACGCAACUGAUCCCAAACUCGCAGAUGAUUGUAGUCCCUUACCCGAUUGACGAAACCGACAAGUGGAAGGCGCAGCUGUUUGUCACCCCUAGCAAGCUGAUUCUGAUGAGUGUCGUUGCGUUGGGUGGCAUCUGUCUGGUCAUUCUGUUGCUGAUUCUGAUACUGUACGGCAAGGAGAAGCGAGAGGAUCGAAUCCAGCGGUCCCUCGAAGCGCACCGAUUCCACUUCGAUGCGAUGUAAAGCAGCGUUCAACACGAGAUGCGAGAGAAGGUACUUGUUCUGCGAUAUUUAUUUCUACGUUUUGUUUAGGACUUGUGUUUUUUAUUCUUGAAAAUGUAUUUAAACCCUUUUCGAAUAAUUUAUUAUUACCUACGGCACUGAGUAAUAUAAUGAAGGUACAUUUUGUUAGCGGUACUACUACUGAUAAUCCUAAUAACACAAA
This is a messenger RNA of Armigeres subalbatus, 2199 nucleotides long. RefSeq names its product T-cell immunomodulatory protein-like. The record is from RefSeq and is a predicted model, not a curated record. Gene Ontology annotation, cellular component: plasma membrane. The coding region runs from base 186 to 1997 and encodes 603 amino acids. The transcript has 3 exons. NCBI's taxonomy places the organism in Eukaryota, Metazoa, Arthropoda, Insecta, Diptera, Culicidae.